Penicillium nucicola is the source of this 1065-nucleotide messenger RNA. It is a transcript of the gene swc5, whose product is annotated as putative Swr1p complex component (Swc5). Lineage: Eukaryota; Fungi; Ascomycota; Eurotiomycetes; Eurotiales; Aspergillaceae. The coding region runs from base 1 to 1065 and encodes 354 amino acids. The record is from RefSeq and is a predicted model, not a curated record. The transcript has 2 exons.
AUGUCAAACAAUGCAGCGCCAGUCCAGGACCCAGAUGAGGAGGACUACAACUCUGCCGAUGACGAAGAUUUCCAGGUAGACGUGGCACAGGACGACUCCGACUUAUCAUCCGAUGCCGAUGAGUCCGCGGAACCUGCGAAGAAGAAGCGGAAGACAGAUACGAAAGCUCAGCUCCCAGAGGACAAGGAACUCGAUUCUGGAGAUGAAGUCACAAUUCGCAAAGCAAAAGAGAAGAAAGACAAGAAGCGCAAAGGAAAGAAGUCCAAGGGCAAACGCGCGCGCGACAGCGACGAAGACGAUGACAUCGACCUUGACGACGAUGAAGGGGGAUCUGGGGGAUUUGUGCGAACGCGCGCAAUGAAAAAACACGUACGAGAUGAGGAAGCAGAGCGCAAACCUCUUGCCCAGAUCGAUGGCGCGACCGUGGAUGUGAACGCCCUGUGGGAACAGAUGAACGCUCCCGAUAGCGGACUCGGCUUACAGCCAUCCCAAAUCCAAGAAACCGAUCCUACUCCCGAACCCAGCCCAACCACAAAUACAGAAGCGCAAAAUCGGAUCACGCUAGAUACCGAGGAAAAGACUACCCUCGAGCCGCACGCCGAUCAGAUGAUCAAGAUCAAGCGUACUUACAAGUUUGCUGGAGAGUGGAUUACAGAAGAGAAGGUGGUGCCCAAACACUCAGCAGAGGCAAAGGCGUUCUUAUCGAGUGGAGAAAAUGUUGAGUACGCCGAUGCAGAUGAUAUCAAGGCAGCCAAAGCCGCCCUCAAUCUCCGCCGGCCCCUUCGUAAGAUCUCGCGGUUCGAUCCCAACCCAACAGGCAUGAUCAAGAAAAGCUGGGAGAAGCAACUUGUUCCAGAUGACAAUGAUGCGCGCGGACCCAAAAUCAAUACUGUGGAGAAGUCGAGGCUCGACUGGGCCAAUUAUGUCGAUCAGGCGGGUAUCAAAGAUGAGCUUCGUACCCACAGCAAAGCCAAAGAGGGCUAUAUCGGCCGUAUGGAUUUCCUGGGUCGCAUGGAGGACAAGCGAGAGGAAGAGAGGCGUGCUGCACGACUCAAGGGCAUGUGA